Molecule: messenger RNA, 3274 nt
Organism: Varanus komodoensis (Komodo dragon)
Lineage: Eukaryota; Metazoa; Chordata; Lepidosauria; Squamata; Varanidae
Gene: ARL13B
Product: ADP ribosylation factor like GTPase 13B
Exons: 11
Coding region: 334-1656 (440 amino acids)
Biological process (GO): non-motile cilium assembly; receptor localization to non-motile cilium
Cellular component (GO): ciliary membrane; motile cilium; non-motile cilium
Molecular function (GO): GTPase activity; GTP binding
Source: RefSeq, a predicted model, not a curated record
GAGGGGUCGGUCUGGGAAUUCGUGGUUUGUCCGGGGGGCAAGGGGUGCGGCGAGAGGAAGGUCAGGGGCGUUGCUGUGGUGGUUGCGUGGCGACUCGAGGGAAAGUAGGCAGGCCUCUCUCGGCUUAGCGGUGAUGUGGGGGACGAGAGUUCCUGGGCCGCUGCUGUUGGCCGUAGGCUGUGACUGGGACCCAGCUUCGCGCGUUUAUGUCCCCCGAUCUGUAAAACAGCAUCUGAGUUGAUCUAUUUCACUGAGCUGUAUCUUUGACUGGAACUCCAGAAUCUGUCUUCAAGCUGCGUUUGUAAAUUGACUUGCUGUUCUGUAUGGCUAGAGAUGUAUAGUCUGAUGGCCAAUUGCUGCAACUGGCUAAAGCAGUGGCGCGAACCUGUCAGGAAAGUGACAUUAAUCAUGGUGGGUCUUGAUAAUGCUGGAAAAACUGCAACAGUGAAAGGAAUCCAAGGAGAGUCCCCUGAGGAUGUGGCUCCAACAGUUGGUUUUUCUAAAAUUGAUCUUAAGCAAGGCCGGUUUGAAGUCACAAUCUUUGACUUGGGAGGGGGAAAGAGAAUCCGGGGUAUCUGGAAGAAUUACUACGCUGAAUCCUAUGGAGUGAUAUUUGUUGUGGAUUCCAGCGAUGUGGAGAGAAUGGAAGAAACAAAAGAGACAAUGUCAGAAGUCCUAAGGCAUCCCAAGAUAGCAGGGAAACCUGUGUUAGUGUUAGCAAAUAAGCAAGACAAAGAAGGAGCUUUGGCAGAAGCAGAUGUAAUUGAGUGUUUAUCUCUUGAAAAGCUUGUCAACGAGCACAAAUGCCUCUGUCAGAUUGAGCCUUGUUCAGCUGUCAUGGGCUAUGGAAAAAAAAUUGACAAAUCUAUAAAGAAGGGUUUACUUUGGCUGUUGCAUAUUAUAGCCAAAGAUUUUGAUGCUUUACAUGAACGAAUCCAGAAGGACACUGCAGAACAAAAAGCAGCUGAAGAGCAAGAGAAACAAGAACGGGCAGAACGAGUGAGGAAGAUACGGGCAGAAAGGGAACAGAAAGAGAAAGAAGAAGCUGGCCAUGAAGGAAGGAGGGUUUUGGAUGAAGCGGACUCUGAUCUCGUAACUGGCAACCCAUUCCAGCCUAUUUCAACUGUAAUCAUGGAGAAUGAAAAGAAAAUUGAAAAAGAAAAGAAGAGGCAGUGGGAAGAGAGUGAGAAGCAUGCCAUUGCCUUGAAAACGAAUACAGAUCAGGAGCGAAUGGAUGCUCAAAGCCUGAACAGCCAGCAAUCAAACGACUGUAAAUUGGUAGAAAGCUAUAAAUCUGCACUAACACAACAGCUGGAGCAUGAAGAUGAGAAUGGUCAACAAAUCUCAGAAAGUCUUGACUCUGGAGAUAACGCCACGCUGAAUUUGGGAACAGAAAACACUAAAAAGAAAGCAAAGAAACUCAAAUUAAAAAGGAGUCACCGAGUAGAGCCAGCCAGUACUGAAGACACUGUUACCCCACAUCCUACACCAGUAGCACCUCUUGCACCAGUUGGAUGGGAAACUCCUAAAGUUAACAGAAUUCGAAAACUUACACCUCUUGGUGAAACUCAUCAUAAUGAUUUCUACGGAAAGCCACUGCCUCCACUAACUAUACGGCAAAGACCAAACAGCGAUAGCCAUGAUGUCAUUUCUUAACUAGCAGUUGUGUGGCAGCUUUCAAACAGCACAGUACCAUGUAAAGGGAAGAUUUAUAUUAGGCACUGUUUUUUUUCUUACUUGAAGAGACACUUGUUGGGCAAGGACACUAAGAUUGCCUUGGGAUCUCAGCAUGGAAGAUGGCUCUCAUGAACUUGUCCUAUAUCCUUUUUGACUCACCAGCUGUUCUUUAGGGUUAACAUGGAAUGAGAAAACUUAAGUAGAACUCUUGGGAAAUGAGAGCAAGGCUUCUCACUUGAUUUCUUUGUUGAAAAUGAGAAUUAUAACCCUGAAGAACACUUUCAAGACCAAAUGCAACUUGACUGUGCACACCUAAGGACUGUUUUUUCAGUUUAGUUUAGCUUAAUAUUUCUGUAUUCAAUAUUCCAAGGGUUGGGGUUUUUUUGUAAAAUAAAUGCAUGUUCAGAUGAAAAUACAGACUGUACAUUUUAACUAUUUUUAUAUUUUUCUAGCAUUGUUUGUUUUUAACAGAGCUAUUUGGUUAACAGAAGUAUUUUGAAAUAUUAAAGCUAAUAGCUAUAUUCCUAAUCAGGACAUACGUAUGUCACCUUUUUGCAACAGCAAUACAUUUUGCAUGUGACUUGCCUUACAAUUGCCUAGCUGUUGAAAUGUUGAUAGUUUAUUGUCCUGAUCCACCAGGGAGAUGGCACCCACAAAUGGGUUUUGACUUUUGUUUCCCCAAGCAAGAGAACAUUCUAGAAGCAGGCUUUUGUGCAAUGAACAUGGAUAGAGUCUUUAGAAUUGCACUAUACUAAUUAUGUUUUGGUGAGGCACGGUGCAGGGACGAGGCUCAAUUCAUUCCUUCCCUGUCCAAUAGAUUACUGGACUCCACUGUUCCAUAUGCACAGAUACUAUUCCUGGAAUGAAUUUGAGCUUGUGGAGACAAGAACUCAUCAUUUACACAUUUAUUUCUUCUAAUUAUACUGGGGUAUGUGUUUUGAUCGCUCAAAUGGUAUUGUACUGCAAAUUAUGGUGGUUUUCUUCAUGGAAUCCUUUGUUUGACUGCAUAGUAGUAUUAAAUGAGCUACAUAUUCCAAGACCAAAAACUGCAAGAAACUAAAAUCUGAAUGUAACUUCUAUAUAGUUUAUGGGAAUAUCUCUUGAUUUAAUGAAGACACAUUUUCUGUAACACUAAAAUUUGACUUUCUAUGCUUCUUGCUCAGGAUUUAUGUACAUAAGAAAGAAUCUACAAAGAAUUUCCAUAUGAGAAGAGGUUUCCUCAUACACUUAAAAAGAGCAUCCCUGGACAUCUUUGUCCACUGUGCCUACAAAGCAGCCCUAGUAUUAAAAAGCAUGAGGAACCUUUGUUCAUAUUGGAGCUCACAAUGUGCAUUAUUGCAUUCUGGAGUUUGACAAAUUGUCAUGCUUUAACACUGUGUUGUUAUUCUGUCCUGUAUGUUUAUAUGUGUGGAUUUCAUUUAAAAUCCUUUUACACCAUGAAUAAAUUCCAACCCAUUUAAAAUCUCAUGCUUGACUAUUAAUUCCUCUGAUUAUGCCUAAUUGUGUGGUUGUAUUAAGGAUACAUUACCUGAAAUAUAUCGAAUUAUGUUGUGUAAAAAUCAGUCUCCAAUUAAAAGCCUGCCUAUUUUCCUUUUUA